GACACAACCGAUUCUCUCUCUAUAACGCUCUCACUCUCUCGAUUAACCCCAAAACCCUAAAGCCCAAAAUCAGAAAAAUCGCACACCAAGCCCUCCUCUCAUCAUCAUGGGCACUCCGGAAACGUCCAGGGAACCCUGUCCCGAUCGGAUCCUCGACGAUGUCGGCGGCGCCUUUGGCAUGGGCGCGGUCGGCGGCUCGGCUUUCCACUUCCUCAAGGGCAUCUACAACUCCCCUAAGGGCGAGCGCCUCAUCGGCGGCUCCCAAGCCGUGAGGAUGAACGCGCCGCGGGUUGGUGGCAGCUUCGCCGUCUGGGGAGGCCUCUUCUCCGCCUUUGAUUGCACCAUGGUCUACGUCCGCCAGAAGGAGGAUCCCUGGAAUUCUAUCAUCGCUGGUGCCGCGACCGGCGGGUUCCUCCAGAUGCGUCAGGGAUUAGCCGCUUCCACUCGAUCGGCCAUCUUCGGCGGCGUACUAUUGGGUCUCAUUGAGGGAGCUGGGAUCAUGCUGAACAAGGUCCUGAGCGCUCCUCAAAAUCUUCCAAUGACGAUGGAAGAGCCUGUGCCCGGCAUGACUCCCGGUCCCGUAUCCGGAUAUCCGAUGGGUCAGUUACCUGGCAUGACUCCGCCUGCGCCACCGGCGCCGGAGCCUUCUUCUGGUUCAAGUUCGUGGUUUGGAGGGUUGUUUGGCGGGGGAAAGAAGCAAGAACCGGCUGCGAAUAGUGGAAGCAAGACGGAGAUUUUGGAGAGCUUCGACACGCCUACACCGAUGCCAAGUUUUGAGUACAAGUGAAUUAUGGGGUUUUGAGGUCUUUUUUCUGGUAAAAGACCAAAGGAGGGAUUUGAAAUUUAUUUAUUGCUAGGAUCUGUUAUCAUGAACUUGGCCUCUGAAAUCUAAUAUCAACUUCUUUUCGCUGUUUCCAUCAUAUAGAAUAUAGUUAUAGGAUUGUAUAAUAAUGCUUUUUGGUAUUAGAUGAGGUUAUUUUGAGAAAAGUUAAAUAGUGAUUAAGUAUUAUUUAUUGAUUCA
Molecule: messenger RNA, 1021 nt
Organism: Vitis riparia (riverbank grape)
Lineage: Eukaryota; Viridiplantae; Streptophyta; Magnoliopsida; Vitales; Vitaceae
Product: mitochondrial import inner membrane translocase subunit TIM17-2-like
Exons: 1
Coding region: 107-787 (226 amino acids)
Biological process (GO): protein import into mitochondrial matrix
Cellular component (GO): TIM23 mitochondrial import inner membrane translocase complex; mitochondrial inner membrane
Molecular function (GO): transmembrane protein transporter activity
Source: RefSeq, a predicted model, not a curated record